CGCGGUAAAAUGGCGUUGUGGAAUAAGGUGGUCUCAGGAUUUGAUAAAGAAGAAGAAACUGUAAAUUUUGGGACAAGAAUAAUAGCAGAAAAUAAUGGCUUAUUAUAUGAAACUUUCACUGUUGCUACAAUACAAUCCGAUGGAAAGGUAACAAAAGAGCCGAAUAUUUUGGCAUCUGUGCAAUACUCAAGAGUUUGUAUAGCAAUUGAUAAAUCAAUUACUAUAUUUGAAAAUGAAACAUGUGAAAAAAUAUUAUUAAGUAUUAAUUUUGAGCUAUUAAUAUCAUGUUAUUGUAUUUCUCACAAUGGUAUAUUUUUAUUUGUUGUGUUAUCAAAUGGAAUAUUAUAUUGUCUUCAUUUAUUAAAAAAAGGACAAGUGAUUUUUACAAAAAAUAUUACAAAAACAGAAAAUAAAGUAAUAAAAAUUUUUUUACAAAAUGAAUCUGAUGAAUGUAUUAAUAUAUAUCUUAUUACAAGAAAUGGAACUUUAUAUAGAAUAUCACUAUUUAAUGUCAAGGCUAUUCAUUGUGCCAUUAUAAAUGAAGUUAAUAUUAAUAAUAUAUUAAAAGAGUUAACAGAUAAAGUUGAGUGUAUACAGUUAUUUAAAGGAUUUUCUUAUGAUGAGGUAGUAUAUGCUACUGCAAAUGUAACAUAUAAUGAAAUAUCAAUAGCUAUGUUAUGUUCAAAUAUGUUAUUUAUAUGGCCUAGUGAACAAUAUAUUAAUUUUGACACAUUACAUUAUACUUAUACCAAAUUAAAAUUUUUCAAAAAUUACAUUGCAAUGCUAUGUUUACGUACAGAUCAUAUAUUAAGUUUAGUAUGUCCCCAAACAUUACUUGGAAUAAAAGUGUAUUCUAAAGCUGUAUCAGAUUUUGAAAUUAUUGAAAAUAAUGAUAAUAGUUUAUGUCAAAUUCUUGUAUUAACAUCUGACACUAACAGUAUUAUAUGUACACUUCGUGUUCUUUCAUAUCCAGAUUUUCAAGAAAAAUUUCAAAUAAAUAUACCAGUUAUGACAUACUUUGUUGAAAUUAUGGAUCCUUAUGAUGAAAUAAUUUUAUAUUUGGAAGGAGUUAAUGGUUUAAACAGUGAUACUAAAAAUAUAGAUACAGUUAGAGUAAAAACUGUAUUAGAAAGUGAUCCAGAGUAUCAAUUGCAACGUUUAAUAAGAAAGGAACAGUUUGAUACAGCUGAAACUUUUGCAAAUAAAUUCAAUUUAUCUACAGAUCCAAUUUAUUGUGCAAAAAGUGCAAUAAUGUUAUCACAAUUUGGACCUUGGGCAAAGAAAUACUCUAGUCCUAUUCAAUUAGAUAUGCUUUUUAAUAUGUUUGAUAAAGUAAAAGAUGUGCAAUAUGUGGUAGAAUGCUGUAGCAAAGCACUUAUUCCAGAUUAUAAACAGAUGAGGAAAAUUAAUUUAUACGCACGUUCAAGAAUAAUAGAAACUAAUACUAAAGAUGAUAAAUAUUUAUGUCUUCUUUCUUCAAUUAAUGAUAUAUUACAUAAAUUAGAAACUUUUCAUAUGAUUUGGGGAUAUCAAAAGAAUUUAGAAUACUAUGAUGAAGAUACCAUGAAAGAAUGGAUUAGAUUUUCACGGGCAAAUUUUAUGGAAGAAUAUAGAACACAUUUAAGUUUGGGAGAAAUGGAAGCAGCUACAUUGAUUUGGACAAGACAUCUGCCAAGUAUAAAGAAAUAUUUAUCUAUAAAAAUUAUAAAAGAUAUAUUUGCUAUUGUUCCUGAAAAUAUAUCUUUACAUACUCUUUGGGCAUGGUUAACACAUUUUAUUCCUACUUUAUUGUCAUUGAUUCCUAAUGCAGUAUGUGAAAUUAUUCUUUGGGGUUGUAAAAAAGUUAAAUCAUUUGAACAAUCUCAUCGUUCAGAAUGGCCACAAAUUGGAAUUGAUUUUAUGAAAAAGUUUAUAAACUUAUUAAAAUUUGAAGGAAGUCAUCAUCAGUCCUUACAUUUUCAACAAGAAUGUCUAAACAAAGAUUCUAAUUUAAAACAGCUUGUUUUCUUAAUGCAAGCUAUGUCUGAUAUUCAAAAAUUGAAAAUUAAUUAUAGAUUGGCAAUAUCUCUUAAAUUGUAUAUUGGUGAUCCUAUGGAAGUAUCAUAUAUAUUAUUGGAUAAAAUACAUAUAGAUAUAAUUCUAAAAUUUGUAAAUUCGUUUUUGAAACAAUACAUGUUGAAUAAUUCUUUGAAAAAUGAUUAUGUUUUUUCUUCAUAUAUACAGAAAAUUUUAAGAAAUUCCAAAAGUUGGUGGUCGAGUGAUGAAGCUCCAUGGGAAGAAAAAAUUGUUAUUAUUAUUGAUUUAAUUGAAAAUAUAGAGACUAAGUUACAGCAAACAUUAGAAGUAUUGAAAAAAGCAUCAGUUCCGUGGUCAUCAACUAUUUUAAGUCUAGUUGAAACAAGUUACAAUUUUGACCAUAUUUUAACAUCAAAAAUCAAAAUAGAACAUAACUGUGUUUCAAUUAAACUUAUCUUAAAAAAAUAUGGAUAUGAACGCAUUGGUAUAAAUAGUAAAUUAGUACACUUUAUAAUAAAAAAAAAUUAUGACAGCAUGAUUUCAGAUAUCCAACAAAUAACUAAAAAUGAUUCAUUAUUAAGAAAAAAAGCAUUUUCAUCUUGUGUAAAUUAUUAUUUAAUAAGAGGAAAUUUUGAAAAUGUAACAAAGGCAUUAAACUCUGUAGAAGAUGAUGUUUUAUUAUAUUGCUGUGUACAAAUUAUUAACUAUACAAUAGCUAGUGUAACAUUAAAGAUUAUACCUGAGUACCUUACAUAUUAUGUUGAGAUGUUUGGUUGGGUGAAAUUACAUUUAAAGAAGCUUUUAAGAAAGUAUAAAAUUCAAUCAUAUUAUUAUAACAACGUUAUUAACAACAUAAACGAAAUAAAAUCAAUAUAUUUUUUAAAAAAAGAUUUUCAAAUUAACGUUUCACUCGAGGAGUAUCAGCUUAAAAAGAGACAAAUAUUACAAAAUUAUGUUGAAAAAUUAUGUGUUGUGAACAUAGAAGAAGAUGAAGAGUUAUUUGUUAUAUCUAAAAAAGUUAUUAAAGUUGCAAACUUACUGAAAUUACAAAAGAUUGAGGCUGUAUCUUUAUUAUUAGAAUGGACAAAAAAUUUACACUUAUUAAAUUGUUUUAUUGGGUGUAAAGAAGAAAAAUUAAAUAUAUUGACAGAUGAAUGUCAAUAUGUAUAUAAAAUAUGUUUAUUUAUAAUGCAGCAUUUUAAAAUGAAUGCAGAUGUUGUAAUUACAAUUCAAAAGUUAUGUUCUGCUGCAUUGUGUGAAUGUUUAGACGAUGAAUUGCAGUCUAUAUUAUUAUUGUACACAUGGAUAAAUUUGUAUCAAGAAUGGUACAAUAAAAACCUUAGAUAUGAUUUAAAUUCAGUGGACAUGAAACAUGAAGAAAUACCAAGAUCAAAUUGGAAAUUAUAUACAAUAUAUAAAGAUCUAUCUAUUUCAACAGAUGAAUUUUUAUUACCAUUGCUUAGAAAUGUAAUUUCUGCACAAAAAUUUUAUGUAGCUAGAUCAAAAUUUGUAACAGAAUAUGUGACAACUGAUGCGACUGAUCAAGAUUAUAAUUGGGAAAAUACAGAAGGACCCUUGAAGGAUUUGCUUGAUAAAAUAAAAAUAUUAAAAAUGGAACAUAAUGAUUACUGUUUAUUGCAAAUUAUUAAAACUUUAUAUUUUAGUUUUUGUGCUAUACCAAAUAUACGUGGAAUAUUAUUAACAGAAAUCAAAUCAGUAUAUUUUCAUCUUCUAACGAUAUUAUUAAAAAAAGUAAUAAGUAGCCGAGAGUUUGAUCUUCAACUUAGUUUAUCUUGCUUAUUUAUGUUAUCUAAUGCAGAAGCAUGUAAAUGGAUUUCUUCUACUUGCAAAUCAUUUCAGACAGAUUACACUCGACAUUUAAGGAUAACAAUACUUGGAUAUGAAUAUUUUCAUUUAACAGAAAAUCAGAUACUUCUGCAAACAUUUAAAAAUAACAAAAUAUUGCAUUAUUGGGCACAAAAAUUGUCUAAAUACUCGGUUUCAUAUAAAGAAAUUUUAAUAAGCGAUGCUACAGCUAAAAGACAAAUAUUACAACGCAUUAUGAAUUAUGAUGAUAAUAUGGUUCCCUUGUUCCAAGAAUUUUGUUCCGAUUUUGGUUUUGAUAUUCAAGACUGUUUAUUGCUCUAUUUACAAACAGUAAUAAAAACAUGGAAUCCAAAAUUAAAUAUAAACAAUUACAAUGGAAAAAAAGAAUUAUAUAUUAAUGAAGAAGAAGUAAAUGAACUGAGAAAAAAGUGCAAUACUAUUGCUACUUAUAUUUUCGAUAAAGUUGCUUUGAAGAAUUGUGUUACCACUAUUUUUUCCCAAAUAAAUUUUUAUCAUUAUGAGAUAUUUAUAAUUCUUAUGGACCUUAUAGAAGACAAAAAUAUUGAACAUAGAAAUUAUUUUUGUUUUUUACAAAAUUAUACUCGCAUUGGCCCACCUACACAAAUAGAAUAUGAUGAGUGGUUGCAUCUCAAUCCAGGAUAUACAUCCUUACCACCUAUUGCAAAAUGGCGAUUACCAUUUUUACCUAAAGUUGAAUUAUGGAAACUUAUAACUCCUGAAUUAAAUUUGAAAACUUAUGAUAAAUGGUUAGGUAUUGCACCUAUUCUUAAAUUACAACCUCAUAUCAUAUGUACUUUAGCUAUAAAAGGAGAAGUAACGCAUGUUUGGAAAGAUAAACACAAAACAACUAAAUGGACUCUUUGUUCAAAAAAUAAUAGUUUGUUAAAUAAUAUAAAAAAAUGUAUUGAAAGAAUGAGUGAUUCAGAUAGGUUAUAUUAUGGCACUGCAGCAUUAUAUUAUGUUGUGAAUCAUACACCACCAGGGGCUGAUCAAGUAGCAGCAGUUGAAGAAUGUUAUAAGUAUGCACAGUUAUCAGCUCAAAGAUCUACUAUGUUUGAAGAAGGAAUGCUAGAAAAAAUAAAAUUCAAAUAUUUACGUUUUACAUCGGAGCAUAUUUUACAUACAUAUGGUUUAGGAAAUAAAAACUAUUUGUCACUGAUUGGAAACCCAAAUAAAUUAAUUUGUGAAUUAUAUGCAGAUGAAAGUAUACCUCAGAGAUAUCAAUGUGUUAUUGAUCAUAGACCUGAUAUUAAUUCUGCAGUUAGUUCAAUCAGUCAGUUACUCUCUAUUAACAUAGUAAAACUGCAGAUGGAAUUACUACAAGAGUGGCUAGAACCAGAUAUUAAAUUUAUAAAAUUUAAUCAAAGUAUAACAGAAACAUUUCCAACAAUAACAAACGUUGAAUCAAAUUUAAAUUGUGAUGAUAAUUUAUUAAGAGCAUGUUAUAUUUUGGAAAAUAUAGAUCUCGAAUUAUCAGCUAACCUUCUUAUAAAUAUAGGGUUUGGUGAUGGGAAUGAAGAUUAUAGUUCUGAAGCACGUUAUAGAGCUCUUUAUGUAUUACAGACUUUGAUUGACACUACUAAAUUGUUAGAUUUUACUAAACGUGAUUACCAAACGAUUAGAAAUUAUAUGAGAUCUUUAAAAUAUAUAGGUAGACUAGAAUUAUUGGGAAUAGGUUACAGUAUAAACACUUUUGAAACAUGUUCUAAACAUGAACUUGUACAAAUUCUAUGGAAAACACAAAAUUAUUCGCCACAAGCACUUGUUAUCAUUGCACAACUUUGCAUAGAUUUUGAAAUAUACGAAUAUUCUCUCUGGGAUAAAAACUUAACUAAAUUAGCUAAAUUGCUAAUGAUUAAUGAUUUAAAAAAGAUUUUACUUCAAAUACGAAAUAUAAGUACUAUCGUAAAUUCUAAUGGAUAUUUAUUAGGAUGGGAAGUAACAAUUUCAGAACCUUUCAAAAAAAUGGAUAUGAGCCCAACUUCUGAACAAAUUGAAAAUUGUAUUGAAGCUUUGCGACUUUUAUAUUCAUGCCCGGUUGUACAUAUGUUAAGCUUUACUGAUGUCAUAAAGUGUUGUUUCCAAUGUCAACAACUACAUUUGGUACUUGCAUUUUUACCAUUUUUGAAUGAUGAUGAUACAAUAUUUGUUCUAAAGGAAAUUAAAUAUAUAUCUAAUAUUUCAAAGGCAUUGGAAGAUUUGAAUAACUUACUUUUAAAUGGGAUACUUUGUGUAGCUUAUUGUAAUAAGAUAAUGGAAAACAUACUGAAGAAGAUAAACAUUUGA
Messenger RNA from Eufriesea mexicana, 6150 nucleotides. RefSeq names its product kinetochore component rough deal (gene rod). Gene Ontology annotation, molecular function: small GTPase binding. Gene Ontology annotation, cellular component: RZZ complex; cytoplasm; kinetochore microtubule. Lineage: Eukaryota; Metazoa; Arthropoda; Insecta; Hymenoptera; Apidae. The transcript is spliced from 33 exons. The record is from RefSeq and is a predicted model, not a curated record. Gene Ontology annotation, biological process: mitotic spindle assembly checkpoint signaling; protein localization to kinetochore involved in kinetochore assembly; mitotic sister chromatid segregation. Bases 10 to 6150 code for a protein of 2046 amino acids.